GAUCAGAAAGUUUGAGUUACAAGGAUUGCUGAACCAGAGAGAAUAAAGAGCCCGCCAUAUGAAAGCUAUUUGAUGUAGCAACAGAAAGUCAGAAACAAAACCAAUCAUCGUUUACCAAUCCACAGAGACCAACUCCCCAUCUCUCCCCCUUCUCUUCUUUAUAUCUUGUUUAGUGCGGGGUUUUGUCAUCAGGGCACCAUGGAAAACCCUAGCAGUUCUUCUUCACCAAAGUUCAUGAAGCCUAGUCCUAGUUCUACUAUGUCUUCCAGUGUGAGAGGAGCAGUGAGAUGCAGCCAAUCUCAACAGCCUGCUAGACUUCAGAGUGAGCCCAAAGGACAACUGCAAGAGCGAUUGUAUGAUAAAUCAAAGGCUUCCAACAAAAUUUCUGCCAAAGAACAAACAAGGCCAUUGGAAAUCAAGCUCCACACCCAAGAAAGAGCAGCCAAGCGUGCAGAAUUCAAUUAUUUUAUUGCAAGUAAGAUAAGUCAACUAGAAAUGCAGAGGCAACUGGAACAAAAAUUGCUGAAGAUUAUAGAAGAAGAAGAGAUUCGGAUGAUGAGAAAGGAAAUGAUCCCAAGAGCACAACUAAUGCCUUUCUUUGACAGACCUUUCUUUCCUCACAGGUCAAAGAGGCCUUUAACAAUUCCUAGAGAACCUACUUUUCACAUGCUGAGCAGUAAGUGCUGGAGGUGCCUCUCUUGUAGUAAUUUCUACGAUUUUCAACAGCCUCAGACCAUGUUAUGAAGCCUUUUAGCUGAAGCAACAGGAAGGAUCACUUGCGUUAGCAAUAUUGUCAUUCAUGGAGUAGAUCGUUGAGAAUAAUUUUACUUUAAUUUGUAUACAUGUAGCUGAACUUUUAUUUAAUUUU
Messenger RNA from Nelumbo nucifera (sacred lotus), 868 nucleotides. Its product is annotated as microtubule-destabilizing protein 60-like. Gene Ontology annotation, cellular component: nuclear microtubule; spindle. Gene Ontology annotation, molecular function: microtubule binding; protein kinase activator activity. The record is from RefSeq and is a predicted model, not a curated record. NCBI's taxonomy places the organism in Eukaryota, Viridiplantae, Streptophyta, Magnoliopsida, Proteales, Nelumbonaceae. Gene Ontology annotation, biological process: activation of protein kinase activity; mitotic spindle assembly; regulation of mitotic spindle organization.